UAUAACAGAGAGGAAGAUUGAUCAUUUCAUCAAAUUAUUGUACCGGUAGACACGAGAUUAUUUAAACUUUAGUUGUUAUUAGACAGAGAUUCGUCUGGUUUUUCUGUUGCUUUUAUUCAUAUUGUUAAAAAUUUAUCUUCUUUUUAUUAAAAAUAAUUUAAUAUGGAUAUUAAAAAAGUAUUAGUUAGUGAUGCUGUAGAUCCAGCUUGCGUUCAAUUGUUGGAAGAAAAUGGUAUUAAAGUUGAUUGUAAAUAUAAAUUAUCCAAAGAUGCAUUAAUCAAGGAAUUACAAAAUUACGAUGGUUUAAUUGUACGUUCAGAUACAAAAGUAACAGCAGAUGUUAUUGCAGCUAGCAAUGGAUUGAAAGUAAUUGGUAGAGCUGGAGCAGGAGUUGACAAUAUUGAUAUUGAUGCAGCUACCAAGAAAAAAAUUGCCGUAUUAAAUACUCCUGGAGGAAAUGCCAUAAGCGCUUGUGAAUUAACAUGUACGCUAAUUGCUUCAUUAUCCCGACAUGUAUGCCAAGCGAAUGCGUCACUUAGAGCAGGACGAUGGGAUCGAAAACUAUAUACAGGAUCAGAAUUAUAUGGUAAAACAUUAGCAGUUUUAGGAUUGGGCCGAAUUGGACGUGAGGUAGCACUUCGUUUACAAUCGUUUGGAAUGAAAACCGUUGGAUUUGAUCCCAUUGUAACUGCAGAAGAUGCUGCUAAAUUCAAUGUGAAAAAAAUGGAACUAGAUGAAAUUUAUCCAAUUGCCGAUUACAUUACAAUUCAUACACCUCUAAUUCCAUCAACUAGAAAUUUGAUUAAUGAAAAAGUAUUAAAUGUUUGUAAACCUGGUGUAAAAAUUGUUAAUGUAGCCAGAGGAGGUAUUAUUGAUGAAUCCGCAUUACUUCAAGCGUUAGAAUCUGGUAAAUGUGGAGGUGCUGCUUUGGAUGUAUUCGAAGAGGAACCCCCAACAUCCCCAGUCACGUUAAAAUUGAUCCAACAUCCAAAAGUUAUUGCUACACCUCAUUUAGGUGCUAGUACAGCAGAAGCUCAAAUUCGUGUGGCGGUUGAAGUAGCCGAACAAUUUAUUGCUUUAACAAAAAAAUCGACGAAAUAUACGAGUGCCUAUGGAGUCAUAAAUACUUCGGUUUUAUAAAGUUAUUGUAAUUUUUACGCUUAA
Chrysoperla carnea is the source of this 1164-nucleotide messenger RNA. Its product is annotated as D-3-phosphoglycerate dehydrogenase. Lineage: Eukaryota; Metazoa; Arthropoda; Insecta; Neuroptera; Chrysopidae. Gene Ontology annotation, molecular function: phosphoglycerate dehydrogenase activity; NAD binding. Bases 163 to 1140 code for a protein of 325 amino acids. The record is from RefSeq and is a predicted model, not a curated record. The transcript has 5 exons.